Callorhinus ursinus (northern fur seal) is the source of this 393-nucleotide messenger RNA. RefSeq names its product galectin 2 (gene LGALS2). Lineage: Eukaryota; Metazoa; Chordata; Mammalia; Carnivora; Otariidae. Gene Ontology annotation, molecular function: carbohydrate binding. The record is from RefSeq and is a predicted model, not a curated record.
AUGUCGGAAAAAUUGGAGAUGACAAACAUGGACAUGAAGUUGGGGACCACCCUGAAGAUCAAGGGCAAGAUUGCCAGUGAUGCUGAUGGAUUUGUGAUUAAUCUGGGCCAGGGGUCAGAGAAGCUGAACCUGCAUUUCAACCCACGCUUCCAUGAUUCUGCCAUCAUCUGCAACUCAUGGGAUGGCAACUGGGGGCAGGAGCAACGGGAAGGUCACAUGUGCUUCAGCCCAGGGUCAGAAGUCAAGAUCACCGUGACCUUUGGGAAUGACGGAUUCAAAGUGAAGCUGCCAGAUGGGCACCAGUUUACUUUUCCCAACAGGCUGGGCGACAGCCACCUGAGCUACCUGAGCGUGCAAGGCGGGUUGAAUGUCUCCUCCUUCAAGAUUGACUAA